AUGAGGGCGCAUUCAUGCCGCCAGGGUCCUCUGCUGCUACUGCUAUUGCUGGGCUGUGGGCAGCCCCGGAUGUCUGGCCGCAUCGUGGGCGGGAGGGAUGCCCGGGAGGGGGAGUGGCCAUGGCAAGCCAGCCUGCAGUACCGCCGGUCCCACGUGUGCGGGGCCUCGCUCAUCUCUCGCCAAUGGGUGCUGACUGCAGCUCACUGCUUCCCGAGACCCGUGAGGCUGUCGGAGUACCGAAUACGCCUGGGGGAGUUCCGCCUGGCCCGGCCCUCGCCCCAAGCUCUCUCCUCGCAGCUGCUGCGGAUCGUGCUUAACGCCAACUUCACGGAAGAUGGGGGCCAGGGAGACAUCGCGCUGGUCCAGCUCCGCCGCCCAGUCCCACUCAGUGCCCGUGUUCGGCCGGUCUGCCUACCUGGAUCUAGAGCCCAGCCACCCCCGGGCACCCCGUGCUGGGUCACUGGCUGGGGCAGCCUCCGGCCGGGAGUGCCACUGCCUGGCUCCAGGCCCCUGCAGGGCGUCCAGGUCCCACUGAUAGACAGACAGGUCUGUGACCGGCUCUACCACAUGGACUCCGACAUCCCCCUCACCGAGCCCAUAGUCUUGCCUGGCACCCUAUGUGCAGGCUAUGCCAGAGGCAGCAAGGAUGCCUGCCAGGGAGACUCUGGGGGCCCCUUGGUGUGCAUCCAGUCUGGUCGAUGGGUCCAAGAAGGUGUGGUGAGUUGGGGCAAGGGAUGUGCUUUGCCCAACCGCCCAGGUGUCUACACUAGUGUGGCCCACUACUGGUCCUGGAUCCAGGAACACUUAGGCACCCCAGUCCUGCGGGCCCACCACCAAGAGCCCAGUCAUCCUCGAUCCCAUCAGCUCUUGCCAUUAUUGCUUCCUAGUUUCUAA
Dromiciops gliroides (monito del monte) is the source of this 894-nucleotide messenger RNA. RefSeq names its product serine protease 33-like. Gene Ontology annotation, molecular function: serine-type endopeptidase activity. Gene Ontology annotation, biological process: proteolysis. The transcript has 5 exons. Lineage: Eukaryota; Metazoa; Chordata; Mammalia; Microbiotheria; Microbiotheriidae. The coding region runs from base 1 to 894 and encodes 297 amino acids. The record is from RefSeq and is a predicted model, not a curated record.